Molecule: messenger RNA, 2663 nt
Organism: Neltuma alba
Lineage: Eukaryota; Viridiplantae; Streptophyta; Magnoliopsida; Fabales; Fabaceae
Product: probable disease resistance protein At5g66900
Exons: 7
Coding region: 80-2194 (704 amino acids)
Molecular function (GO): ADP binding
Source: RefSeq, a predicted model, not a curated record
GAGUCUAGGGGACAAGCUCGGACAAAGGCACGGUUCAAUCGUCAAGUGCCUGUCUUUUAAUUCGAGAAGUGAAAACAAGAUGGCAAGGGAUGUGAAGGAAACUCUGAAGCAGGUGAGAGAAAUUCUCGAAACGAUGAGCAAAGAGAACUCCGAGCACGGAAUUAUGUGCUUGCCUACUCAGAACCCCGAAUUCGUCAUCGGCAUGGAGGAGCCCUUGGUGAGGUUGAAGAUGGAGCUCCUCAAGGACGGUGCCUCCAUUCUUGGGUUGACGGGUCUACCAGGAUCCGGCAAGACCACGUUGGCCAGGAAGCUCUGCAGGGAUGACCAAGUCAAAGGUAAGUUCAGGGACCAUAUCUUGUUUGUGACCUUCUCAAAAACACCCAACUUCAAGGUCAUUGUGGAGGCUCUAUUUCAACGCUGUGGCAAGGUUCCUGAGUUUCAUAGUGACGAAGAAGCAGCUAAAGAAUUGGCACUUCUGUUGAGUAAAAUUUCGGGAAGUCCGAUAUUGUUGGUGCUGGAUGACGUUUGGCCCGGCUCAGAAUCACUUGUUCAGAACUUCAAGCUCCAGAUUCCCGAUUAUAAGAUUUUGAUCACUUCAAGAGUCACAUUUCCAACAGCUAACCCUCGUAUCCACUUAGAACCACUUCCUUAUGAAGAAGCACUAACACUUUUCCGUCACUUUGCUCUCGUAAAAGACAAUUGCUCGUACAUUCCCGAUGAAUUUCUUGUCCAAGAGGCUGUGAGAAGUUGUAAGGGCCUACCUAUCGCCAUUAAAGUAAUCGCUAGAUCACUGUGUCAGCAGCCUCGUGAAACGUGGCAAAAGAUGAUAAAGGAAUGGUCGCAAGGCCAUUCUAUUCUUGAUUCCAAUUCAAAUUUGCUUAAUUUCCUCCAAAGAAGCUUGUGUGUUUUGGAAGAUGAGCCCAUCAUCAAGGAGUGCUUCAUGGACUUAGGGUUAUUUCCCGAAGACCAAAGAAUUCCUGCUACGGCUCUCAUUGAUAUGUGGGCGGAACUUUAUAAACUAGAUGAUAACGGCAAAGAAGCCAUGGCCAUAAUCAAUAAAUUAGUCUCCCUGAAUUUGGCAAAUCUCCUUGUUACAAGGAAAGUCGAAAGUGAUCCAGACAGUUACUACAACAACCACUUCAUCAUGCAGCAUGACCUUCUAAGAGAUCUUGCAAUUCAUCAAAGCAACCAAGAACCUGUUGAACGGAGAAGAAGAUUGAUGGUUGACAUAAACGAAAAUAAUCGACAAUGGUGUGUACAGGAGCACCAGCGAGGCAUUAUUGCCCGCAUGUUGUCGAUAUUCCUUAAAUGGUGCGUUAGACAAAAGCAGCAACCUGCCAUUGCACGGACAUUGUCUAUAUCAACUGAUGAAGCAUUCACUUCAGAUUGGGGCAAUGCGCAGUUAACCGAAACUGAGGUUCUAAUAUUGAACGUUCGUACUAAGCAUUAUUCCUUCCAAAAGUUCAUUGAGAAAAUGAGAAAUCUAAAGGUUCUAAUAUGCACUAAUUUUGGUUUUCAUGCUUCCGGAUUGGAAAACUUUGAGCUACUUGAUUCUUUACCUGCCCUGAAAAGAAUGAGACUGGAGAAGGUUUCCAUUCCUCCCCUCGGCAAAUUGGAGAACCUGCAAAAAUUAUCCCUUUAUAUGUGUGAUACAAGUCAAGCUUUUGGAAGCUGUAAGAUACCAAUUUCACGUGCAUUGCCUAAUCUAAUAGAAUUGAACAUUGACUAUUCCAAAGAUAUGGUGGAAUUGCCUCCGGAUAUCUGUGAUAUUAAAACCCUCAGAAAGCUUAGUAUUUCUAACUGCCACAAGUUUUCUAAUUUGCCCCAAGAAAUAGGCAGGCUGGAGAAUUUGGAACUACUGAGGCUUAAUUCCUGUACUGAUUUAGGAGGUAUACCAGAAUCAAUUGGUUGGCUUUCAAGGUUACGUUUCCUUGACAUAUCAAACUGCAUAAGCCUAAGAAAUUUACCUGAAAGCAUUGGUGAGUUACAAAAGAUAGAGAAGUUGUACAUGACAGGUUGCUCAAGGUGUGAACUGCCAGAUUCGGUAAAGAAUCUUGGACAUUUAAAAAGUGUAACAUGUGAUGAGGAGACGGCUGCUUCCUGGGAGGUUUUCAAACUAAUGCUUACCGAUCUAAGGAUUGAGGUGCCGCAUGUAGAUGUCAACUUAAAUUGGCUUAUUGGGACUGGCUUAUAAGCAAGGUCGCCAAGAAGCUGGAUCUGGGGAUGGGGUGCUGUAUGGAGGAGCAGGGGGAUGAAGACCGAAUGUGAAGAUCCGAGACGGUCUAGAGAUUUAACAUCUUCAUCUUUGGAUCAAUUCAAUGGUUGGCAUUCCAACCGCAGCACCGUGUUUCAGCUUUUAUUCUGAUGCAGAUGUACCGAAUGCUUUCCCCCUCUGUUACUUUUCUGCCAAUUUGAGAGGAGAGAGACUUUCUUUUAAGGGAGGAGGAAAUGGAAAGGUUCUGCUUUCACAAUAACGCAUGAAUAAUUAGAACAAGAAGCCAUGGUCAAUGCAUGUCAGACACUUGAAAGUCAAAUAUAUGUAGGCACCAGGAAUUCAAAUUAAUCAUGUCCUGUGUAUGUUGAUGUACUUUAUGGAUCCUAAGACAGCUUUUGUGAUUGUAGUUUAGAAUUUGAAAUAUUACUGAGUUCAUGCUUGUGUGUGU